This is a messenger RNA of Gavia stellata (red-throated loon), 447 nucleotides long. Its product is annotated as feather keratin Cos2-3-like. The record is from RefSeq and is a predicted model, not a curated record. Bases 1 to 447 code for a protein of 148 amino acids. Gene Ontology annotation, cellular component: intermediate filament. Lineage: Eukaryota; Metazoa; Chordata; Aves; Gaviiformes; Gaviidae. Gene Ontology annotation, molecular function: structural constituent of cytoskeleton. The transcript has 3 exons.
AUGAAGGAAUGGAAGCUACCUCUGGGCCUGGGGCGGGUCGGGACCAUCAUAAAAGCCAGCCCAACUCCUCACUGCCUCAUUCACUUCUCUCACCUCCUCCUUGGGAACCAGGUGCACCUCCAGCCUCAAGACAUGUCCUGCUACGACCAGUGCCUGCCAUGCCUGCCAUGCCGGCCCUGUGGCCCGACCCCACUGGCCAACAGCUGCAAUGAGCCCUGUGUCAGGCAGUGCCAGAACUCCACUGUCGUCAUUGAACCCCCUCCCGUGGUGGUGGCCCUGCCUGGCCCCAUCCUCAGCUCCUUUCCACAGAACACCAUUGUAGGAUCCUCCACCUCCGCUGCUGUUGGCAGCAUCCUCAGCUGUGACGGAGUGCCCAUCACCUCUGGCUGCUGUGACCUCUCUGGCAUUUCCAGCCGCUACUGCGGCAGAAGGUGUCCCCCCUGCUAA